AUGUUGGCUCGAGACUAUGGUAAGACCAUUGAAAACUGUCUCUUCCUGGUUGGAGACAAUUGCUCCACCAAUAGGCGCCUCGCCACCUUGCUUGGUGUGCCACUCGUGGGCUGCGCCAGUCAUCGCCUGAAUUUAGCGGCCCAAAACCUGCUAGAAGACUUCAAGGACGAGCUGGACCAAGUCAAGAAACUGAUGAUCAAGUUGAAGGGUUUAAACCAAUCAGCGAAGCUGCGGUUUAAGACGAAAUUGCGACCGGUAUUGAGCCAGGCGACGCGCUGGAGCUCUACGCUUUGCAUGGUUAACCGCUAUAUGAAACUGCUGGAAUUCAUUCAGGACGACGACGAUUUGGCCGAGUAUCUUCCGCCCCCGUCCGCAAACCGCACCCUCCGCAAGCUCCUUGAAGACCUGAAGAAGAUCGAGUCGGUGAGCAAGGAGCUGCAGUCGGAGUCGGUCUCGAUCGCCGACGUACGUUGCUAUUUCGACGCACUCAUAGCGCUGUGGCCAGGCUUCGCUACGUAUCUCGGUAAGAUUUAUUGCUUCUACACUGGGGUCAAGAAAAGACGCAAGACGACGGCCCCAAGGACGGUCUACACGCUUCUGCAGGCGAUUCCGCCCACCUCGAACACAGUGGAGCGUUUCUUUAGUGUGGCUAAGGCCACCCUCGGACUACAACUCCACCUCCUCCAGCCGGCUACACUGGAGAUGGUUUUGUUCCUUCGUGUGAACAAUGCGUUGUGGGACGCGAACGCUGUCAACGCCUGCUGCUAG
Messenger RNA from Phytophthora sojae, 768 nucleotides. RefSeq lists its product as hypothetical. The coding region runs from base 1 to 768 and encodes 255 amino acids. Lineage: Eukaryota; Oomycota; Peronosporomycetes; Peronosporales; Peronosporaceae. The transcript has 3 exons. The record is from RefSeq and is a predicted model, not a curated record.